Messenger RNA from Aspergillus melleus, 627 nucleotides. RefSeq names its product EMC6 family protein. The transcript is spliced from 2 exons. Gene Ontology annotation, biological process: autophagosome assembly; protein folding in endoplasmic reticulum. Gene Ontology annotation, cellular component: membrane; endoplasmic reticulum; EMC complex. The record is from RefSeq and is a predicted model, not a curated record. Bases 181 to 627 code for a protein of 148 amino acids. Lineage: Eukaryota; Fungi; Ascomycota; Eurotiomycetes; Eurotiales; Aspergillaceae.
CCGGCAGAACGCAACCUCAUCUCCACAUCUCUCCGACUGUCUAUCAAUCCACCCAUCAAGUCAAUUAAUGCGAAGGAAUCAUCAACUUAUCUGACUCCUCGACCGAGCGCGCCGUCUUCAGCAGUAUUCAGCACACGCCCACAGAUCAUAAAUACAAAGAGCUAGAGAGAGUUCGUAACAAUGGCGCCCACGAAACAAGAGCUCUCGCUGCUCAUCAACCCGCUCGUCCCGGAAUCGGUGCAGCAUAAUAAUCGCGUCCUGUCAAACCUCCACUCCCUCACCUCCUUCCUCCUCGGCCUCACAGCAGGCAUCCUCGCCCUGCAAUCAGCAACCGGCUUCAUCUUCUACCUCCUCGGUACGAUCUUCGUCUCGGGCGUUUUCCACGCCGUGCUACUUUCGCGAUCUGGGACCGGGGCUGGCGCCGGGGCUUUCUUCCCGGGUUCGACGCCGGGCGAGAUUGAGGGGAUUAAUGCGAAGGGUCUUAUCGGGAGUGGGAAUGGGAAGGAUGGGGUGGUCGUGAAGAGGAAGGGCGCUUGGAGGGAUGUUUGGUUGGGUGGGGGUGUUUUUGGAGAGGCGCUUUCGGGGUUUGUCCUUGGGUGGGCGGGUGUUGGGGGGGUUUUGAGGUGA